CUCGAACAUGAAUACAGUUUUCUACCUUACCGAUAGUUCUGUUUGUAGUUUGACAUUUUGCCGGCAACUAGCGCCAUCGUCCAUGAUCCUCUUGGAAUUUUUCAUUUUUCUCAGUCAGCAAAUGGCGUCGAAGUGAAGGUGUACGAAUUUUUUCUACGCGUUUGAUGACUGAACGCGAUCGCGUAUCGGAAAAGUUGUAUUUUCAUCAUAAACAAACGGUUUCUGAGAUGUUUUUUAGUAGCAAACAUUUUUCUUCGGUGGUAGCGUUGCUGUAACGCCGUUAUCACGGUGAAUCAGUCCAAGCUUGAGGUGCUUCAGGAUGAAUCAAGAAGCGGAGUCGAAGGAAGAGAAGCCUACUUGGCCCCCAGUGGACAAUGCGGCACCACCGACGCCUCAACCGCACGUCAAUUUGCCUGUACCCACCACCCCGCAAGGGCCCCCUGUUAAUCAAGGAAUGGAGUUCGAGCUGCCUUUGGAACUGCAACAACAGGGCUGGAAGAAGUUUUGGUCGAAAAGAGAGAAAAGGCCUUACUUUUGGAAUAAACUGACUGCGGAAAGCCUUUGGGAAAUACCUGUGCUUAAGCCGCAAUUCGAUCCCAUUACUGAUCCGCUGGGUAUCUGUCAUGCUCCCCCACCACAAGCUGUGGCUCCAGGGCCGGUUCCAGGCCCCCAUGCAAUGCCUGUGGCAAAACGGAGACCUUCUGAAGAGCUGGCAGGACCACAAGCAAAGAGAUUUGUUUUAGCUGGGCCAUGGGACUUAGAUAUACCUACCAAUGUGAUUAUUAUUGAAAGGGCUCCUUGUAUCUACAUGCAUUCUCACCCAGAGAUUGAGGCAUACAGAUGUGGCUUGCUGUCAAAGUUAAGGCAGUGUUAUCAGGAAUUGUGCCAUUCAAGAGAGUCCAUAGAUGCCCCCAAAGAAUCUUUUAAUAGGUGGUUGAUGGAAAGAAAGGUUAUUGACACUGGCUAUGAUCCUCUUUUACCAAGCAACUGCUAUCCAGAAAUAUCACUGUCUAUGUACAAAGAGAUUAUGAAUGAUAUACCUAUAAAGUUGGUGAGGCCUAAGUUUACUGGAGAUGCCAGAAAGCAGCUGUCAAGAUAUGCAGAGGCAGCAAAGAAAAUAAUGGAGUCAAGGAAUGCAGAAAAUGAAAGCAGGAAAGUGGUAAAGUGGAACGUUGAUGAAACUUUUCAGUGGUUGAGGAAAACAGUUGGAGCAACGUAUGAUGAUUUUCAAGAUAGGUUGGGACAUCUGAAGCAGCAGUGUCAGCCCCAUCUCACUGAAACAGUAAAAUCGUCGGUGGAAGGUAUCUGCAUGAAAAUAUACAACCUGUCUUGCGACUAUGCUCGGAAGGUUCGCGAGAAAGCGAAUUCGAUCCUGAAAGAGCAAGUAUUGGGAGAGCUACCCUCGGCUCCGUUGCAAAUCCACGGCGCUAGGAAAGUAUGGUGCUACCCCGUGCAGUUUACAGUGGGCUGUCCACGAAUGCCUGUUGUCGAGUAUCUGCCUGACAGAGAUCAGGCGUUGCUCCGGUAUCAGGGUGAUACGUUGGCGAUCAACGCUACGCAUCUGCAGAAGUUGGAGCAUCUGUACAGGCACAACUGCUUCGACGACAGAAAAUUCGAGCUGUUCAUCCCUAGGGUGUGGUGCGUACUAAAAAGGUACGCCACCUUCAUGGGCGUCUACCCUUCCUCGUCCACUUCCAGUGCCGAUUCGCACGAGACGCAACGAGCCCUUCCAGUGGCAGCUCUGGAGUGUCUCAACAGGGCUUUCGGCGUCACUUUUGAAUGUUUCGCUUCGCCAUUGAGCUGUUACUUCAGGCAGUAUUGCUCGGCCUUCGCAGAUUGUGACUCGUACUUUGGAAGCAGGGGAUCGUUCUUGAAACUGAAAGCAGUAUCGGGUUCGUUCGUCUGCCAUCCGCCUUACUGCGAAGAGCUAAUGGAAGCUUCAGUGAAUCACAUGGAACGACUGUUGUCAGAUAGUCCGGAACCUCUGAGUUUCGUGGUGCUGGUUCCAGAUUACAGGGAACCCACGCCGACAGCGCUUGUGAGGUUAGAGUCGAGUCAGUUCAAGAGGAAGCAAGUGACUAUACCGGCGUACGAGCAUGAGUUCAGGCAUGGGUUUCAACAUGUCUUGAAUAAGACAGAACUGAACGUACGUUCACCACACGGUACAGUGAUCGUAUGGCUGCAAAACACCUCGGGACAUCAAAGAUGGGAACCCACGGAGGACAGAGUGCAGGCCCUGUUAGAGACUUUCAGGCCCGGUAGGGAGAGGGACAGGGACAAGCGGGAGCUAUUGAGCCCUACGAGACAGUCGAAUGCGACGGGGACUGAGGCAGAACCUGCAAAGGAUGUAUUGGUGCAUUGAGGAGGUGGUUAGGUUGAGUUUAGGAAAAUGAGAAGGAGAAUACGUUCGCGGUAUGAGAAAAUCGAAGUAAGACAAUAGCUUCUAUCCAUCGAGAUAAUAUUGUCACUUCGGUGCUUUGGUAACGUUAUCAUUGCCAUAAACAGACAGAACAACAAGAACAAAGCUCUCUGCCUGUCAUUGAGAAUAGUUGCCAUUGCCACAACAAGAAACAACAGCUUAAAAAUGGGAUGAUAUUGAUUUUCCAGGAGGCCAUUGCUUGAAAACGAGGCCAUACAAUAACUAAUAGACAAACACUUUCUGGCAGCUUUCGUAUUUUUUAUCAUAUAAGUUGGUGAAUGCAAACAUCAAAACAGUAAAUGCGCCUAAUAGCUUUGUAUUUAGAGAUGAGACUGGUGGACGACAGCGAGGCUGCGCUGUUUUUUAUCAAGAGGAUUUUUAGGCGAGCGAGGGAACGUCAAAGAAUUCUUCGAAAGGUAACAGAACAAUGCCCAGUUUCUGUUGAUUGUUCUCCUUGUCCCUUAGCAGUGUAGCGCUCACAAGAAAAAAUUAUUACAGAUAAAAGAAUGAGUUGACUAUGGAUUCUAUGAUGCCUGCGAUUGAGAAUAGAAAUAAGGGUCCUUCGGAUGGCUUGUAAGCCUCAAAAAAACUGUUUUCUAUAAAUGCAACACAGUCCAGGACCACAUGUAUAUUUGAUCAAAGCAUUCUAUGUGGGGAUAGUCAACCUGAUACUAUUUUUCGGGGUUUAAAGAAUCAUCUGCGACGAACUGAGAUCCAUAGCAUCAUCUAUGAAAAUUUCUUACAGCUUUGUUUCCCUUCGUCGUACUAAUUGGAAAUCUAAUUUGAAAAGGUUAGGAUCUCAUAGAUGGAGGUGUAGCUAAAUAGGCGACUUAUGAUGAUAUAGUUGGAUGUGGCAUAGCUGUAACAAAUUCUCAUAGAUGACGCUGCGGUGACUUAUUUCAUCUCGGAUAAUUUUUUGGAAGUGGGAAUAUAGUAACGGGUGUAAUAACGAUGGAUUAUUCGAUUGACAUGCAUUUUUUUUUAUUCGAAAGAUAAUCUUGUGGCAUUACAUUUUAAAUAUGAUUUCUGGCAUAUGACUGCCACGGCUGGCUCGGAUGUAGUCCAAUCUGGACGUCCAAUUUUCGAUGACUUUUUCCAACAUUUGUGGCCGUAUAUCGGCAAUAACAUGGCGAAUGUUGUCUUCCAAAUGGUCAAGCGUUUGUGGAUUAUCCGCAUAGACCAAUGACUUUACAUAGCCACACAGAAAAUAGUCUAGCGGUGUUAAAUCACAAGAUCUUGGAGGCCAAUUCACAGGUCCAAAACGUGAAAUUAGGCGGUCACUAAACGUUUCUUUCAAUAAAUCGAUUGUAGCACGAGCUGUGUGACAUGUUACGCCGUCUUGUUGGAACCACAGCUCCUGGACAUCAUGAUUGUUCAAUUCAGGAAUGAAAGUUAGUAAUCAUCAUAGUUUUUGAAGAAGUAUGGACCAAUGAUUCCACCAGCCCAUAAAGUGCACCAAACAGUCAGUUUUUCUGGAUGUAACGGUGUUUCGACAUAGACUUGAGGAUUAGCUUCACUCCGAAUGCGGCAGUUUUGUUUGUUGACGUAGAUAUUCAACCAGAAGUGCACUUCAUCGCUAAACAAAAUUGGCUUAUGAAAAUCAGGAACAACGGCAUUCUCGUUUUGGGCCCAUUCAACGAGUCUACGCCUUGCUUGAUGAUCGUUUGGCUUCAAUUCUUGCACAAGUUGGAUUUUGUAAGCACGCAAACCAAGAUCCUUCCGCAAAAUCUUCCAUAAAGUGGAUGGACACAGACCCAAUUCCUGUGCUCGAUGGCGGAUGGACUCGUUCGGGCCUGCCUCAAUGCUACGCUCUACAGUAGGAACAGCUUCUUCUGUACGCACCGUCCGGCGUUUCUGGGUAUGCGAGUUAUCAAUUAGAGUAAACGUGCUGCGAAAACGUUCCAUGGUUAAUCGAAUUAACUGCUCUGAUGGACGAUUUAGUCGACGAUAAAAUGGACGUAGUGCGCGAUACGUGUUCCGCACAGAACCAUUAUUUUCGAAAUAAAACUGCACAAUUUGCAAGCGUUGUUCAAGCGUGAGUCUAUUCAUGAUGAAUUGCCAAACCAAACUGAGAAGAAAUCACUUGACAGCUGUCAAAUCGGUCGUCAAAAAUAAUGCCAACUUAAAGUUCUAUACCUCGAAAAAAAACACCCGAUAUUAGGUUGGCUAUCUUCAGGUUAAUAUUGGAUUUUUGCCGAUACCGAUAUACCAGUGUUAUCGGCCUAUUGGCAGUUCGUUUCUUUCCGUACUUUUGUACAACUACGCAUAAUGGGGAAUAUGUAUGUUUUUUUGUAUUCUCCGUUGAUUAUUUACGUUAAUGUAUCGUCUCGGAGCAAGUUGAGUUUUCAAGAUAAUGAAGAUUUUUCGAAAAGGAAAAGUGAUAAGAAUAAAAGUAAUCACUCGUUUCAUUCUUCCAUAAAAGAGGAAUAUUCACACAUAGUUUCAGAGCUGUAUUUGUUAACAAGUUCCGAUUGAAGAAAAAAAUGCACUAUAAAAUACACAAAAAAUGCAUUUUUUGAAUGAAAACAUUGUUACACACCAUGAAAUUAUCAGAUGAAAAGGAUUUAGAAUACUGUUGCAAACAGGAAAUUGAAAAAAAACUAAAAAAAGGGACGUGUCACAUUGAGGAAACUUUGUAAAUCCGGUUUAUAGUUGAUAGAUAAAAAUUGGGCAAUGACUGAACAUAAGAGGUAGUGCAGGAGGAUUAAGUUAUUUGUAAUUUGAAGUGCUAUCGAUUAGUUUAAGCAUCGAAAAAAAUAUAUUAAAAAAUGUAUAUUUGGAAAUAAAUGCAGAUUUGCAUAAGAUUAAAUCAAAAUUGUAAAAGAUAUCCAAAUCUUCGUUUACUAUGCGAUUAAUUCUACGAAUAUUAUUACUUUGAUGCAAUGUUGGAUCUCACAAUAUUCUAAGUGUAAGUAACUUGGUUAGGAUUUUCCCAGUGUGUCUUUUUGCACUAUCUUAAAUUUAGAGAAAGAUGCUGUUUGUGAUUAUUAGGUCUCGUGCUUAGGAUUUAGAUAAAUUAAUAUGUAUUAUAGUGAUCACACUAACAAAUAUCUUCUAUUUUUUUUUCGAAAAUUCUAGAUAGUGUCAUUAAAUUUGUAAUUCUGCGAAGAGGUCUGAAAACGUACACUGUGUUUCUUGAUGGGAUAAAAAAUGUGAUUGAUUUUUCUAUUUUUAUAUAAUAUUUAUUUUUAUUUCGUACCGCGUGUAAUAGUUUAAUUACGUUUGGGACAUCACUUAGAAAAAACGUACCUGAAAAGAAUCGAGAAUUUUUUGUCGAAACUUAUUGAAUCAAUAUUGAUUUUUAAAACGUUUGGGGAGAUAUCGAUCAUCUUUCGAAAACAGAAUACCAGUCACUAAAGCACUAAUAAUUAUUCUGGAGGUUUAUUGACAAUGAAGAUUGAAGAAUUGUUGAAGCUUCUUGUUUUAAUAUAUUCCUAAAUGAUUAUUGAGAUGCAGCAAAGGUAAGUCGUCCUUAAAUAUUGAUUGACUGAUAUUCACAAUUGUAGUGGUGUCUAAUGCUUGAUUCAUCAUGCUUUGAUCAAUUUGAAUAAGUCUCACAUGUCCUUAUUCAACUCCAGCACAAGUAAAAUCAUAGUUUUAGGAAAUACCCUCAGAUAAUUAAUAGAACCGUAACAAAUACAAAGACAGCAUUUAGCGUACUAUAAAAAAGUAGUUUAUACCAAUUGUGAUUUAAUUUCAGAUGUAUGAACACGAUUUAUCUGAAUUCAUGUGCAAAAAUAUCAUCGCGUAUGGAAAUUAUUUAUAAAAAUGUACAUAUAACAUCUCUAUAUAUUCUUCUUUGGUGUACUUUGCGCCAUGUUUUAAUAAUUAAAGUGGGAAAAUGAUUGAAAUGUUUCUAGAGCAGAAAUUACAUCCAAAAGUGUCAUAAAGAGUUCCGAUUUUAUAUUAAAUAUUUUCAAACCUGAUUUUCUGUAAUUGGAACCACUUUACAUAAACUCGAGACAUUUCAUUUAAAACUAACAUUUAAAAAAUGCCUGCGUGAGAUUCAAAAAGUGUCCACGUUCAAGAACGUGCUGAAUUAUUUCUGCCCUAGAAGUAAUACCACUGUUCUUUGUCACCUAUUAUAUUGAAGAAUUUAAGCAGACUCUUCAAUUUUUCGAAAAAAAAUCAAUGGUGAUGCUAAAAGGGUUAGUAUUAAUUGCUGAUUGGUUGUUUGUAAAUAUAAAAUACCUUGCACAGCCAAAAUGACAAAAUCACUAGAUGGCUGGGUCUUUCUUAUGUAAAUAUUUCUUCAUGUCUUUGCAGAUAAGUUGAGGAUUCUGCAUUAUGUUCUUGCAUGUGCAAAAUAGCAUCUAAAUUAUUGUGUAAAUACAGAUUUGUAGAUGACAAAAUUUUAUAUCACUAAAUAUUUCAUAGGUCUAUGUAUUUAUGGAAAUAUAGUUAUUUUGUAUUUUUGGUCGGGGAGGAAUUUGUUUCCUCGGCGAAUUACUUGUUGUGUAGUUUUAGUAUUUGUUUUAUAUUUUACAAUAAGAAUGGAUUUUGUAAAAUUUUAAAUAUUGAGAUAAUAAAAAUAUACACUUUACAUCUGCUUUAUGUUUUCUUUCCUUCA
This is a messenger RNA of Acanthoscelides obtectus, 6989 nucleotides long. NCBI's taxonomy places the organism in Eukaryota, Metazoa, Arthropoda, Insecta, Coleoptera, Chrysomelidae. The record is from the annotation of a GenBank genome assembly.